AUGCAACAAAGGGUUUCCAUAUACUCGAGUUCUGUAUGGUCAUAUGCAUCCUCACAAGGUUCGCCCAACUCAGCUGCAACCCUUACCCCAAGUGUUCGGUACGUUAGUGCUACUAUUUACCUUCUCCGUGGACAUAACUCAAAUUUGCCACUUUUGAGUUGGAGGAAUCGAAUCCAAUUCAUACUCCUUCCCAACCUCCCUCAUCUCACUUAUCAAUCAAAGCAUGAAUACAGAGAAGAGCAGGUUGACCAACAAUGGACUAUCAUCUCCCUUAAGGCAUUGGCCGUGCUUCGUGGACACAAGCUGAAAUAUUUAGUUUUAGUUACAAAGCGGUACAACUGUAAGAUAUGCAACAAAAGGGUUUCCAUCUACUUGAGCUCUGUAUGGUCAUAUGCAUCCUCACAAGGUUUCCCAACUCAGUUGCAACCCUUACCCGCAACUAUUCGUCAAGCUCUAUAUGGUCAUAUGCAUCCUCACAAAGUUCGCUCAACUCGACUGCAACCUUUACCCCCAGGUGUUCGAUACGCUAGUACUUCUCUUAACUUUAUCCUUGGACGCUUCGCCAAUCGGUACAACUGUAAGAUAUGCAACAAAGGGUUUUCAUCUACUCGAGCUCUGUAUGGUCAUAUUCACCUCUCAAGGUUUACCCAACUCAGCCGCAACCCUUACCCCCAGGUAUUCGGUAUAUACAAUAUUGGAGGAAUCGACGAAGGUGUUGCAGACGAAAGCGAAUGCCAUUCAAACUCUUUCCCGACCUCCCUUAUCUCAAUUAUCAAUCAAAACAUAAACACGGAGACCAAUAAUGGACUAUCAUCUCCCCUAAGUCAUUGGCCGUGCUUCAUGAACCCAAGCCGAAAUACUUACAUUUGGCUGCUAAGUGGUAUAACUAUAAGAUAUGAAACAAAGGGUUUCCAUCUACUCGAGCUCUGUGUGGUCAUAUGCAUCCUCUCAAGGUUCACCCAACUCGGCCGCAACCCUUACCCCCAUGUGUUCGUUAGAGGAAUCGACGAAGGUGUUGCAGACAAAAGUGAAUGCCGUUCAAACUCCUUCCCAACCUCCCUUAUCUCACUUAUCAAUCAAAACAUAAACACGAAGACCAACAAUAGACUAUCAUCUCCCCUAAGGCAUUGGCUGUGCUUCGUGGCCCUAAGCCAAAAUAUUUACCUUUGGCUGACAAAUGGUAUAACUAUAAGAUAUGCAACAAAGGAUUUUCCAUCUCCUCAAGCUCUGUAUGGUCAUAUGCAUCCUCACAAGGAGGAAUCAUUAUACGAGAUUGGAGAUCUUCAAUGUGAUGGUUUCAUUGGCCAUGAAGAUGAAGAUGGUGCAAAACGACUUUGA
Molecule: messenger RNA, 1338 nt
Organism: Prunus armeniaca (apricot)
Lineage: Eukaryota; Viridiplantae; Streptophyta; Magnoliopsida; Rosales; Rosaceae
Source: the annotation of a GenBank genome assembly